CUCAGGAUUCACAACGAACACGACCUUAGCAGGAGACCAUGCCAAGCUUCAACAGCACCGCUGUGCAUACGGAGAGCAUCAUCGACGCAGCGCCUGAGCGAGUUCGGGCCGUUUUACUUGACUUCGACAAGCUCUCAACAUGGAGCAAUAGGCAGAAGCUACUCAUCAGCGUCCAGACUCAACGCGCUGGCACCGAGGAUGUGAUUCCGGGGGUGGAGGCUCAAAUAGGCGAUGCAGCGGUGAUUCACUCGGCACAGGCAGGGCACGCGAGGGCUGAAGUGUUUGUCAAUACGCCCGAGAAGUUUGGCUACUCAGGAACAUUUGGUGGCUGCACAGCGCACCACUGGUGGGAGAUCCUAGCUCAAGGCCCAGACCGCACCCUUCUACGGCACUGCGAAUCCUAUGACGGCGGGGUGGCCAUCUUGUUCUGGUGGCCUUCACCGGUGAGAUGGUUCGUGCAGAACUUGUUCUCAGGGUUUGAUGCUGAUCUGAAGGAUGCGGUUGAGAAGGCGCCGCGGAAGGGUAAUGACUAACAUAUUCCAACGGAUUCGUCUUACGACUGGAACAUGAACCAUCGGUAGGCUGCCUAUUCAGAAUGCA
This is a messenger RNA of Baudoinia panamericana UAMH 10762, 600 nucleotides long. RefSeq lists its product as uncharacterized. The record is from RefSeq and is a predicted model, not a curated record. Lineage: Eukaryota; Fungi; Ascomycota; Dothideomycetes; Mycosphaerellales; Teratosphaeriaceae. The transcript is spliced from 2 exons. The coding region runs from base 39 to 533 and encodes 164 amino acids.